This is a messenger RNA of Lobosporangium transversale, 474 nucleotides long. RefSeq lists its product as hypothetical. The coding region runs from base 1 to 474 and encodes 157 amino acids. The record is from RefSeq and is a predicted model, not a curated record. NCBI's taxonomy places the organism in Eukaryota, Fungi, Mortierellomycota, Mortierellomycetes, Mortierellales, Mortierellaceae. The transcript has 4 exons.
AUGAUAUAUAUUCUGAAGAUUGUAUGCAACGCAGAAAAGAAUUCAAAAGAGUCAGAGCGUGAAUGGACAAAUACAAGGUUAUUCCGUAACAACAAUACCAUCACUGCAAGUAAAAUUAAUGAAAGAGAAGGCUGCUCGUAUUUUACUUGGAAUUUCAUAAGCGGGGCCCUGGAUUUGCUUGAAAUCCAAACGGGGUGCUUUGAGAAGUUGAUUAUCGUAAAUGGAGGUCAAGCAUUUAAGAGGAAGGAAUCUGCAAGUAGAGCUGAUGGGAUUGCUGUUAAUGGAGAAGGCCAUCAGAUCUACCUUGCAGAAGCUGCACUCCUUAAUGGAGCGAUACGAAAUACAGAGUUGUUUACAAUGUUAUUGACCCCUACUCAUCAGUUGGAAAAAAUGAAGACAGGAGUAAAAGAAGAGUGGAGAAUGAAGUGGAUCGUGCAGAAACAAAUCAUGAAACUAUCACUGCAAAGCGAUUGA